This is a messenger RNA of Manacus vitellinus (golden-collared manakin), 1886 nucleotides long. RefSeq lists its product as uncharacterized. Gene Ontology annotation, cellular component: cytoplasm. NCBI's taxonomy places the organism in Eukaryota, Metazoa, Chordata, Aves, Passeriformes, Pipridae. Bases 34 to 1707 code for a protein of 557 amino acids. The transcript has 12 exons. The record is from RefSeq and is a predicted model, not a curated record.
GUUAGCAACCUGAUAGGACCUCCGUGUAGAGAAAUGAUCACCAUGCUGACUAAAGGCACGGCAAAGCCUGACACCAUGCUAACUCAGAGUCUGGCUUCUGCUCCCAGUAUGGAUUUCUUUGGGGAGAGAGUUGUGUCCCGUCGAGAUGAAGUGCCGGCCCUUGUGAGGAAAAUGCACCAGAGUCUCUCCUCCAACACACCUCCAGAUGACAGGCUGUUUAUCAACAUUCUGAGGCUGACUGAUAUGUACCCUGCUGAUGUUGUGUUCACCCUCCUGCGCUGUGCCCCAUCAUGUGACAGAGCUGCUGCAACCCUGUGGAAGACCAUCGCCUCAUCGGGAAUGACAGUGGAGAAGGUGCUGCCAAAGCUGCUCCGUGUGAUGGAGGACUGGCCACUGCACAGCACUUCCACCUCUGACGGGGACAAAACAGAUGUCUUUGCCCUGGCUGCAACCAGGGUGAUUUGGGAGAUCCUCCGCCUGCCCUGGUGCCCAGAGCCACUGGUGAAAUAUUCCCCCCCCCUCCUUGUGCAUUUGCUCUUCCAAGUCUUCAUCAGCACAAAGCAGAUGCCGGAGGAGGUCAAUGCCUUCUGGAGGGGAUGCCGGGAGAAACGCGGCCUUCCCGCCAACCCCAACAGGUUUGCAGGGCAGACUGUGAAGGCACUGCUUCGCCGUCUACGGUGCCUACAUUUGGUGAUGGCAAUGGAACGGAAGCGUGGCUGGGACACGCUCCUCAACACUGACACCCACCACUAUGCAGUGGGUCUGCUGGCCAGGGAGAUGCGUCGUGCCUCGAGCCCCUUGUGUUCCCCGGUUGCCCUCUGCCUGCUGGGGCUGCUCAUCAGGGAGAAGCCACGCUGGGAGCUUCCUGCCAUGGCAUUCCUUGUGGAGAUCCUGGACUGCCUGGACAUGACUGACUGCGGUGAAAGCAUCCUGGAGAUCCUUUCAAGGCACCUACAGAGUGAAUGCAAAGAGAGACGUCGCCUGGCACUCAGAGGCCUCGUGGUGCUGAGCAAGGAUCCUGUGAUGGCCACAAGAAUGUGCAGCCUCUCUGAAAGCCUUGUGGAGCUACUGCAGGAUGCAGAUGUAGAGGUGCUCGGGAUGGCCUUGCCGAUGUUCAUAAAUAUGCUGCAGAACAAAGACAUCCUAAUCUCCAGGCCCACUGCCCCGAAGCUGGCUGAGGCGCUCCGGCCACUCUUUGACAGCGACAACAGCCAUGUGCAGGUCCUCUCCAUUCGCCUCUUCCGAAAGGUGAUGGAGUUGGUAGUGGCUGAGGGAAAGAAGCCCCUGGGGAAAUAUGUGACCCAGAGCCUGCUCCCACUCUUUUUGCACUGGCAUGAGGAGAAACAGAGACUGGCAGAGGCCUCUCGGGAAGCGCUGCUUGGUGCAGCCAAGUUUCUGAAGAGGAGGGAUCUCAAUCAGCUGCUGAAGACAGAGCAGCCAUUGAAAUUUAGGUGCUUGCGGGGACAGCCCGAAGAGCUGCAGGUCAUCUACGAGGCCCUUCAAGCCAUGAGAAAAGACAACUGCCCCUCCUACACAAGCGUGAUGGUUCAAGCCCUCUUUGACCAAAGAGCUGCAGUAUUAAAUUCAUCUUCUGCAUCGAGACAAGCGAUGUCCCUAGAAAAGCACCAGAUACCAUUCAACAGGAGACCACCUGGAGACCAGAGGAAACCAUCUGGAGCUCCAGGCACCGAUGCCAAGCCCAACUGAGCCUGCCAGGAAGGCCUUGUGGCUCCUGGCCUGUCCUUCCCUCUUGACCCGUCCCUGCCUCCAUACUGCUCCAUCCCUUUAGCCUUCAGACCCAGCCCGUUCCCUUCUCCUGCUCCCAGCUCAUCCCUCCACUUCUUCUUCCCUUAAUAAACAGUUGGGUUUCUCCCCAAAUCUGCAUC